UUCCUGGAAGGCGCUGUCACGUGGAACCUCUUAGCCUCAGCAUCCUGAACUGAUGAUAGUUAAACAAAAACCGCUUUCUUUGGAACCUUCAGCCUUUAAGAACCAGUCACCUCAAGAUCUCAACAUCAUGAUCUCAGUUUCAACACAAUUGUUCCUAGUCCUCUUUUCAUUGCUUCUGGUGCUGCCUGUUGUUGAAGCAGUAGAAGCCGGAGAUGCAAUCGCUCUCUUGUUAGGUGUGGUUUUCAGCAUUACAGGCAUUUGUGCUUGUUUGGGGGUAUAUGCACGAAAGAGAAAUGGACAGAUGUGACUUUGAAGGGCCUCCUGAAUCAAACCUUGCCCUGAAAACCUUUGUGCUAUUGAGGUUCAGAACUGAGUUUUGGUGUCUGAAAGUUCUCAAGAAACAGUAAAUAGGGUAGCU
Molecule: messenger RNA, 418 nt
Organism: Balaenoptera ricei (Rice's whale)
Lineage: Eukaryota; Metazoa; Chordata; Mammalia; Artiodactyla; Balaenopteridae
Product: small integral membrane protein 30-like
Exons: 1
Coding region: 53-307 (84 amino acids)
Source: RefSeq, a predicted model, not a curated record